AAUAGGUCAAAAUAUAUCUCCCAAGUCAAAGACCUCGCUCGCUGCGCGAAAGCAGGACAUCGUUGCCAAGUCCCCUCCAUGUCCCCUCCCGCAAGAAAUACAAACAAAUAAACCAAAAAAAAGGAAUCUACUCCAAUCUCCGGACGGUGCGGUGGAUUUAUCGCUGUUGUAUGCUCUGGAUAAUCCGAGUGGAGUUCCAAAAAUAAUCGGGCAUCGUGCGAAUUGCUGAUUUUUACUAGAUCAACAGCACUAGAGUGCGAUGUUUCGAUCAUGUCGGACAGGAACAAACGGAAUAUGAAGUCGAGAUUGAGUGUUGUGGAAGAAGAAAUCUUAUAAAUAUAAGUGGGACAAGAGUUUGAAGUGUUGAAUAAGGGUAUUAUUUAAGGGAAAUAUGGACGUUUUUAGUUAUGUGUUGAUAGUUUUAACUACUGUCAGUUAUAUUCCAGAAGGUGAAGCUAUAUUAUGUUACCACUGUCAUCAGACCACCAAAGAGUGUAACAACGGUGUUUUAAGUUCGAUAAAACAGAAGAAUUGUACAGAAGAUAAAUGUGCCAUUAUUAAAUAUGAAACUCUAAUGCCCGGUAGGAACGUUCUGGCCACCAUGAGGGACUGCGUACUUCGAGAUGCCGAAGAACUGUCAGAAAAACUACAUUCGAUCCAAAAACCUAAAAUCAUCUUUAACGUGACCUGUAGCGAACCUCUUUGUAAUAACACCAUUACAACGACACUUAGCAAAAAUCUUUUAUUAUUAUUUGUUAUAUUCUUAUUUGCUAUCAGAUAACACGAGAAGCUUUAAGCUUUUUUUAGAUGUAAUUUUUAUAUCUCUGUAAGAUAUUAAGAUAAAAUAAAUUGUUUUCUUAAA
Messenger RNA from Sitophilus oryzae (rice weevil), 862 nucleotides. RefSeq lists its product as uncharacterized. NCBI's taxonomy places the organism in Eukaryota, Metazoa, Arthropoda, Insecta, Coleoptera, Curculionidae. The coding region runs from base 392 to 781 and encodes 129 amino acids. The transcript is spliced from 3 exons. The record is from RefSeq and is a predicted model, not a curated record.